AUGAAGGUCGUGGUAGAAGAAUGCAACCCCGAAUGGGCGGUCCAGUUCCAGCAAAUCAAAGAAGAGUUGGAGGAAAUCCUCAGAGGGGUCAAUUACUUGGGCAUCGAGCAUGUGGGAAGCACGUCCGUCCCAGGAUUGGUCGCCAAACCCGUCAUCAACCUCUCUAUCAUCAGCAGCCGAGCCGACGUGCAGGCGGCCAUUGAUGCAUUGACGUCAAAGGGAGGAUAUGUCUAUGAAGGCGAAAUGGGGAUUCCAGAUCGCCACGCCUUUCGAAAACUCGGGGCGUUCCCAACGAGGCAUCUCUAUGUUUCCGUGGACAGGUGCCAGUCGAUCAGAAAUCAACUGGGAGUGCGGGAUAUUUGUCGCAGCGACCCCGCUGUUCGAGACGCCUAUGGCUGGACGAAACUCGAGCUGGUCCAGCGAGAAUGGAGGGACGUCGACCAAUAUUGCGAGGCCAAGAACGAUAUUCUCGUCUGGGUGCUGGAGAAGGCCGGGAUGAGCAGCGAAGAACGGGAGCAAGUGAGGCAACUGACCACGACGGCGACCUCCUAG
Messenger RNA from Cladophialophora psammophila CBS 110553, 552 nucleotides. RefSeq lists its product as uncharacterized. The transcript has a single exon. The coding region runs from base 1 to 552 and encodes 183 amino acids. The record is from RefSeq and is a predicted model, not a curated record. Lineage: Eukaryota; Fungi; Ascomycota; Eurotiomycetes; Chaetothyriales; Herpotrichiellaceae.